Messenger RNA from Botrytis cinerea B05.10, 1066 nucleotides. RefSeq lists its product as hypothetical. The transcript has 4 exons. Lineage: Eukaryota; Fungi; Ascomycota; Leotiomycetes; Helotiales; Sclerotiniaceae. The record is from RefSeq and is a predicted model, not a curated record. The coding region runs from base 440 to 823 and encodes 127 amino acids.
GACUCGCAAACUCUCAUAGCAGAGAAUCGCAGAAAAUUUCAUACUUGACAAUUACGUCCUCGAUAUUCAUUGUGGAUGAAGCAGAUAUUAAUUCUCUAGUUCUAAGAGGAAGCUUGUAAUUAAAAGAACCGUGUUAUCAAGUGUGAGAGCGUCAGCCUUUCUAGUGUCAGGAAUCUCGUGUGAAUCUUGCAUUACAACAUCAAGAAGCCAAGACGGCUGAAGACUUUGUUUCUGGCAUCGAAAAGGGAGAGAGCGGGGCCUCAAAAAUUUAAAAGCCCCAAGAGAAGAAAAAAGGAUCUGCAUGCAGGUGAUAGACCUGAUUCUUUGUGCUCAUAGUUCCGCAACUUUGAUCAGCGGGCUCAACUACAGAACAUCAAGGACGUGGCAGAACUUGCCAUUGACAGACUUAUUUGUGACUACUCAAAUAUAAAGCUUCAUCAUGCAGUUCAAGCUUACACCACUCCUCCUUCUCCUGCCCCUUUUCCUUGCCCUACCCGAGCCGAUUUCAGAGGCAAUUCCAGAGACUGGCUUCAAAGAAGGAGGCGCCAUUACACCUCGUGAUGGGCCCGAUACACUCAUAGCCCGCGCUUGCUCCUACACCACCGGCUGUACAUCCCAAAGUGGAGCCAGUGCUGGAAAGUAUUGCGGUUUUUGUACCCAAGUACGCGGAACGUAUCAUGUCGGAGACAUUUAUCAAGUCAAUGGUGGCUCUGGGUCCUCGAGCUGCUGCAGUUAUGGAGCAAGCUCGGCUUGUGCUGCACGUUGGCCAGCUGUUAGCCCGGAUGUUCUUGUCAAAUGCGCCAACAAUGGUAGAGGAUAUUAGCUGCAUGGAGGCCGCAGAUUAGCUAGAAAUUUCACUCUUUUUUCUUAUUCAAAUUACGAGGUAUGCACGGCAGAGCAAACUUACAAGUUUUGCUUUACCCACAGUCUUUUCUUAUGAAACUUGCAAAUGGGCGUUUCAAAUCUAUCCAUCUAUGUAUUCCUGGCGUUUUAUUCGAUAACAGUCUUUUAGUAUUACGUAGCUAUAACCAAUAAAACAAAACCCAAUUGAGUACUCAAGUUUACA